Molecule: messenger RNA, 1137 nt
Organism: Loxodonta africana (African savanna elephant)
Lineage: Eukaryota; Metazoa; Chordata; Mammalia; Proboscidea; Elephantidae
Product: transforming acidic coiled-coil-containing protein 3-like
Exons: 1
Coding region: 1-984 (327 amino acids)
Biological process (GO): cell population proliferation; mitotic spindle organization; cerebral cortex development
Cellular component (GO): cytoplasm
Source: RefSeq, a predicted model, not a curated record
AUGGACCUCACAGAAGAGCACCUCAGAGACCCUGCUGAAAUUCUGUGCUCCGGGGCUGAGAUGCAUUAUUUGGAGCAGUUUGGAAAGUCUUCCUUUAAGGAGUCUGCCUUGAGAAAACAGUCUUUAUACCUUGAAUUUGACCCACUCCUGAAAGACAGCCCUAAUAAAUUGGUUCCCGUGGCCACCGAGGCAAACAGCAUUGAUGAUACGCACAAGCCUUCCUCAGGACACCUGCCUGAAGCAAAGCUGGUAGACUUUGAUUUCUUAGGUGCUCUGGACGUUCCUGUGACAGACCUUCUCCCAUGUGUCCCUGGGCCUGUGGGCCUCCCUCUGCCUGCUGACCCCAUGUUGAACAUGCUGCAGUACAGUCAGGGGGAGCUAGAUGCGGAGGUUAAAGCCACACAAAUGAAGAACCUGGAACUGAAAAGCAAGUAUGAGGAGCUCCUUGUGAAAUGCCUGGAGAUGGAGCAAAUCAUGAAUGGGUUUGAAGGGACUGUAAUUCAGGUGAUGGAGGAGGCUCAAAAACAGAAAGAGCUUGCCAAAGCCAAAAUCCACAAGGUUCUGAAAGAAAAAGAUCAACUUUUAACAGACCUGAAUUCCAUGAAUCAAUCUCUCUCUGAUCAUUAUAAAACAUGUGAGAAACAGGAGGAGGUGAUUGAAGGAUGCCGCAAGAAUGAAGAAUCACUGAAGGCAUGUGUUGAGGACUACCUAACACGAAUUGAAAAGGAAGGCCGGAGAUACCAAGCAUUGAAGACUCACACAGAGGAGAAGUAUAAUCUAGCAAAGGAGGAACUUGCUCAAAUCCAGAGGCAGGCCCAAGUACAGCAGCUGAGCUUCCAGGUGAGCCUGAUAAAGGAACAGAUGUGGAUCCACUUGCUGGAGAAAACCCUGCAACAGCUGACUACAGAAAACAAUGAACUGAUCAGACUCCACAAGGACCUGAUCUCCCAGGUGGAUAAAUCUGGCAUCGAAGUCAACGAUUAGUGACGACCUCUCCCUCCUCUUGUCUACGUCAUGUGUUUGCAAGCAGGUCUUCUGUACUUCCCUAUUUUUUCUUUUGGUGGAGAUCCAAGUGAUCCUCAAAAAAAAUGAGAUAGCUAUAUAAAAUUAAGUAUAUUUUGCCUUCUGAAUGUUACC